AUGUGUGUCCAGCUGCACAUGCUACUGAUCCUGUGUCUGACCUUCACACAGGGCACUUGUAUGUUUCCUAACCAUCACUGGGGUGAAUGGAACGACUCUCAGCUUCAGCCAACGAUUCAGAAGCUGAUGAAAGGAUACAACCGCUACCUCAGACCUAACUUCAAUGAGGGCCCUGUGGAAAUUGGAAUGAGCCUCGACAUCGCCAGCAUUGAUGCCAUCUCUGAAAUCAAUAUGGACUACACUGCAACUAUUUUCCUCCGUCAGCGCUGGCGGGAUUCCAGGCUGGUGUUCCCGGGAAAUGAGAGCGUCAGCCUGGACGGACGCUUGGUGUCACUGCUCUGGAUCCCUGACACCUUCAUCCCCGACUCCAAGCGCUCCUUCCUGCAUGACGUCACCGUGGAAAACCGCCUCAUUCGCAUCUUCAGCAAUGGAACUGUUCUCUACGCCCUUCGCAUCACGGCUACGAUUGCCUGCAACAUGGACCUGACCAAGUACCCCAUGGACAGACAGGUGUGCACUCUGCAGCUGGAGAGCUGGGGCUACAACCUGCAGGAUGUGGUUUUCUACUGGACCAGAGGGAAUGAUUCAGUGAGGGGUCUUGACACACUGCGGCUGGCUCAGUACAGUAUAGAGAGCUACUAUACAUCAGUGUCAGAGGCUGUAUAUGAAACAGGACAAUACCCUAAGCUGGUGCUGCAUUUUGCACUGCGUAGAAACGUGUUGUUCUUUAUCCUGGAGACUUAUGUUCCUUCCAUUCUCCUAGUGGUUCUCUCCUGGGUCUCCUUCUGGAUCAGCCAAUCCUCUGUGCCAGCUAGAACCUGCAUUGGAGUGACUACAGUCCUGACCAUGACCACGCUGAUGAUGGGCGCUCGCACUUCUUUGCCCAAUGCCAACUGCUUCAUUAAGGCCAUAGAUGUUUACCUGGGCAUCUGCUUCACCUUCAUCUUUGGUGCGCUGCUGGAGUACGCCUGUGCCCACUUCUACACCAUGCAGCACCAGACCUUAGAGGAUUUACACAGAGAUCUCCUGAAGGAGUUAAAUGAAUCCAACGGAAAUGGCUCCAUCCCCAUCGUCAGCUCCACCCAACCAAAACAAUCUGUGGAUAUCGGCUCCAGUGCAGAGGAGACCACGGAGCAGUCAGUGAACAGCGACACUAAGAACCACACUGGGUCAAAAGAGAAGGUGACAGGGCAAGGGUGUGGCCUGUCUUCCGUGAAGGACGCAUUGCGCAGGGCAGCAUCUGUCUUCGUUGUGGAAAAUCCACACAACAUUGAUCGUCACGCCCGCACCGUUUUCCCCACAGCGUUUCUCUUUGUCAAUAUUCUCUACUGGCUUUACUAUCUCUUUCUCUGAGAGCUGGUUCCAAGCUGCUGCAUAAUUAAUUUCAGCAUCCUGAAGCUGCUCUACCUCCUCAUUUGAGAACCAGUACCAGUCGCCACUGCCUGGAUGGAAAGUGACCAUGCAACCUUUUGGCUAGAGCCUUUUUGUAUGUAACACAUAUAAAACCUUUUUGUCCCACAAAUAGGGCUACAAGUUGAUGAAAAGCAGUUGGUUAGGAUUGGGAACCAGUAAAUCUUCCCUGUAUCAUAUUCUGUAUUAAAGGCUAUUAUUAUUAAUGUAUGAAUGGGCGGCUACCAAGACAUUAACAUGUAAAAGUGAGGACAGGGAGCCUGUAACUAGCUAUAAAAAUAGGCUGCCUGAACUGCUCCACACUAUACUGUGCUGGAUUGAAUUGCC
This is a messenger RNA of Toxotes jaculatrix (banded archerfish), 1737 nucleotides long. Its product is annotated as gamma-aminobutyric acid type A receptor subunit pi. Gene Ontology annotation, biological process: nervous system process; monoatomic ion transmembrane transport; chemical synaptic transmission. The coding region runs from base 1 to 1353 and encodes 450 amino acids. Gene Ontology annotation, cellular component: membrane; GABA-A receptor complex; synapse. The record is from RefSeq and is a predicted model, not a curated record. Gene Ontology annotation, molecular function: extracellular ligand-gated monoatomic ion channel activity; neurotransmitter receptor activity; GABA-A receptor activity. Lineage: Eukaryota; Metazoa; Chordata; Actinopteri; Toxotidae. The transcript is spliced from 9 exons.